Molecule: messenger RNA, 492 nt
Organism: Coccidioides immitis RS
Lineage: Eukaryota; Fungi; Ascomycota; Eurotiomycetes; Onygenales; Onygenaceae
Exons: 2
Coding region: 1-492 (163 amino acids)
Source: RefSeq, a predicted model, not a curated record
AUGCUACUAAAUACUAGUAGUCAGAGCUUCAAGUGCCAGCUUCAAAGCAUCAUCAGAAGGACUCCCCUACUAAAGAUUCUCAUCACAGAGAGCCUAUACAAUCUUCUAAAAGAGAAACAUUUGGUGAAAUUUGGCUCAUUUAGUGGUGUGGCUCGUUUAGUGGUGAACUACCUUAGUAUGCCAGUUUCUUGCAAGUACAUUGCCUUCGAAGCCUUCAUUAUAAACAGGCCCUUCGGUCAUUUGCGAAUGGCUGCCAACAUUCUAGGAAGAAAUGGAGAAGCGCCUGCAAGUGCAGAGGGACAAAAAGAUGGGGAGCAUGACGCUGCGAUGGAGGAGGAGAAACUGAUUGGCACCAUCGCUUGGCGAGCUUCACAACCUCGGCGGACUGGUCGCUGCGGUGCGUGGGCAGUACGGAGCGUUGUGCGUGGAGACAGCGUUAGCGACAAAGGUGCCGGAUUUGGCCGCCAAAACGGAUCGGAUUCGGCCUCUUGA